Hypoxylon fragiforme is the source of this 2503-nucleotide messenger RNA. Its product is annotated as CDP-alcohol phosphatidyltransferase. The transcript is spliced from 5 exons. The record is from RefSeq and is a predicted model, not a curated record. Lineage: Eukaryota; Fungi; Ascomycota; Sordariomycetes; Xylariales; Hypoxylaceae. Gene Ontology annotation, cellular component: membrane. Gene Ontology annotation, molecular function: phosphotransferase activity, for other substituted phosphate groups. Gene Ontology annotation, biological process: phospholipid biosynthetic process. The coding region runs from base 560 to 1834 and encodes 424 amino acids.
CGGAGAACCUAGGCAAGAACAUUUGAGCUAGAACCCAUACAGAACCCAUUCAGAACCCAUUUAGCACCCAUUUAGCACCCAUUUUGCAUGUGGAUCCGAAAAAGGGACCAAAAUCUCGGCCCCACCAAAACUCAUACGUAGUACAUACUCAUAGUACAUACUAAUUAACUCUUCAAUGUUCUUCUACUCUCCUACUUUUUUAUUAUACACACCGUUGACCGACCUAACCGUCUACAACCCUUUUUUAUGUCACAUUUGUGCUAGGUCUUCCCCUACUACUCUACCUACUUCUCACCUCCUGUACCCUAUUAUUUUCCUAUACAGACAUCUUCCAUGGAUUCGCGUAAUAGAUAGCCUUGCAGGAAUCGCAUUUCCUAGACAUCCAGUUGAUCAGUCCAUCUGACGAAAACUGGCCUCGCGAAUACUGUCCCGACUUUCUAUACCACCUUGCGCCCCUUGCCGAUUGACGUCCAGAUCCUACCAACUUCGGUUUACCAGGCUCAGAGUUGAUCGCCAGCCACCUUACGACAACUGAUCAUAGUGGAGAGUGUUCUCUACCAUGGCUCCCAAUAAUAGCAAGACCGCUAUUGCUGAGUGUAUCUCGGACGAUGCUCUCAUCCACCUAAAAUCCUACAAGUACUCGGCCGUCGACAAGUCGCCCGUAUCAAAUUACAUCCUCCGCCCUUACUGGAAUGCCUUCGUUGAGCUUUUGCCACUAUGGCUAGCCCCGAAUAUGGUGACCCUGAUUGGGUUUUGCUUUAUUCUCGUAAACAUCGCUUUGCUGGUAAUAUUCAUACCAGAUCUAGUAGGACCUGGCCCAUCAUGGCUAUACCUUAGCUUCGCAUUCGGCCUCUUUAUGUACCAAACCAUGGACAAUAUUGAUGGGAAACAAGCUAGGCGAACGGGUACCUCGAGCGGUCUGGGCGAACUAUUCGACCACGGUAUCGACUCGUUAAACUGUACCCUCGGUAGCUUACUGGAGACGGCCGCCAUGGCCCUAGGAACCUCUAAAUCAGGCGUCUUUACGGCUCUUUGCCCUUGCCUUCCCAUGUUCUUCUCGACCUGGGAGACAUACCACACCCACACCCUAUACCUAGGCUAUUUUAACGGCCCCACGGAAGGUAUCCUUAUUGCGUGCAGCUUGAUGGCAAUCUCGGGUAUCUAUGGACCUGAUAUCUGGACAGAGCGUAUCAUCGACAUUCUAGGAAAGGACAACCUUUUUGGCUAUGACCACGUUGUUGGUGACCGUUCGAUUCGCGAUAUCUGGAUCCUCAUUAUUGUGGGCUCCCUCGUUUUCGGUCACAUGCCAUUUUGCGUCUUGAAUGUCGUCAAGGCCAGGAGACGGGACAAGCUGCCUAUUCUUCCGGUCUUCCUUGAGUGGAUCCCCAUGGGCGUAUAUACUAUCUCGAUCGGCACCUGGCUCUACUCCCCUCAUUCGACCCUUUUGCGCGAGAAUCACUUGGUGCUUUUCUGCCUAACCAUGUCCCUUGUGUUCGGGCGCAUGACAACCAAGAUGAUCCUUGCUCAUCUAACCCGCCAACCUUUCCCGUAUUGGACUGUGAUGUUGGUUCCGUUGGUGGGUGGUGCUGUUCUAGGCAACCUACCACGCCUUGGAUUAGCCCCUAUCACUGCGGAGCUCGAGUACUAUUACCUAUGUGGCUACUUCGUGUUCGCCUUCAUUGUCUACUUCCGCUGGGCUUACCUAGUUACAACGAGCAUAUGCAACUUUCUGGGCAUCAACUGCCUGACGAUCCCGCGUGAGAAGCAGCUGGAGAACAAGCGCAAACGGGAGCUUGAAGCUAAUGGGGCUGCAAAUGGGAAAAAGUCGCAGUAAAAUGGGAUUUGGGAAUUUUAUUAAUAAUAGACGGGGAGGAGCAAAAAAUGGGAAAUGUCUAUACAUAGACACACACAAAGAGCUUGAGGCCGCUCAUGAGGGAUUACGACACGAUUCUGGAAAAGGGAAAAAAGGGGGGGAGAAACCACCCCCUUCUUGAACAAAGAAGAUUGGGCUCUUACAUACAUACUACCCGCAUAGCCUCCACCUACCUAUGUUAAUGUAAUAUAUCGCAGAAAAGAAGGAAGAUCCAAAGGCUAUGGGAUAUCCUGUCUUCGCUUCAUUUCAUUUGACUUCGCUGGACGCAUCGACUAUCUGGCACCUGUGGUCCACUGAACUUAGCUACCUAACCUAGUUUAGGUGGACAAUCUUCCCCCCUUUUUCAUGAAGCUGGACCGGACUGGCCACAUUCCAAUUUCCAGCGGUGAAGCAGAUAGUUAUUUAGAAGGCGAGUGUUUUGUGGUUGUGUUUCGUUCUUGCUACUACUACUACUAUUUGCCAAGUUUAUGUGUCUAUUAUUAUUAUUGUUGUUGUUGUUUGUUGUUGUUUGUUGUCUACUACGAUAUUGUAUUGUAUUGUAUUUAGUUUGCGUUGCAUUGCGAUGGUGGAGGUACAUGUAGGCCGGCAUUCUGAAUCGGUAGAAUAGAAUAGAAAAGAAAAUGGUGAAAA